AUGCCUAGCGGCCAUUUAAGACGGUAUCGCGAAAUCGCUCCUUCUAUUCCUACACCAUCAAAUAUUGAUCUAAAUGGGACAUAUUCAUGGCACAAUUACUUAGAAGAUACGGUUAAUCCGCCAUCUAAAAAACCUAGGGAUGAUAUUUACUGUUCCGAAAAUGUUGUUCCUGUAGAUACGUUUUACCAGGCUCCUUUGGCUCAGCUAAUGCAGUGUAUUGAUGCAAACGUCGAGGCAAGUAAUAUGGGGAAGGCGUUUACAAAACCUUUGUAUUGGUUUGCUCGCGUCAAAAAGGUGGCAGGUUAUCGGCUGCUUUUAAGGUACGAAGGUAUGGAUCAAAGCGGUGACGAAGUAAAUGAUUUUUGGGUUCAUAUUGCUUCAUCAGAGAUUCAGCGAGUUGGGUUCUGCUGUGAUGAAGGUGAAGGCGUUUUAGUUCCGCCAGAAAGCAUUGUUGAUAGGCAUUCCGAUUGGAAGGAAUACGUUCUCUGCAGCAUUCACGGAUUUCGCACUCUGCCAUUACGCUGGGAGGAAUACAGAGAAAAAAACAUUGUGCGGUGCAAGUUCAAGAAGGGAGAACGUGUGGAACUACUUGAUGCUUUGGUAUCAAUGAGAGUCCGUCCCGCAUUAAUUGAUGACAUUAUUGGUGAUAGAGUUUUUGUGAAACUGAACAAGGCCGAUCUGACUGGAUGUGGUAUAUUUGGUGACGGGAAAGAAGAAGAUGACCCUCAGAUCAGCGGAGUUUGGAUGGAUCAGGAUUCUCCUCUUCUGUUCUACGUCGGUUGGAGUAUCAAAGUUGGCUACACACUCUUAGCAAAUGAAAGUUAUGUGAAGCAUGCAACGAAUGUUGCUAAUGCACUGAAAGCUGUUAGACUGAAUUUUGAAGUGUUCAAGGGAGACAGUACUUUGCCGCUUGCUGACUGUGAUGCCGCCCCGAAUCUUUUCAAGUUAUAUAAGGACAAUAUGGAAGAUGACGAUUGCAAGGGAAACACAUUUACAGAGUGGAAAAAGGAUAUGAAGCUAGAAGUACUUGAUCCUUUAGAUAACUGGAAAGAACUGCGAGUCGGGACUGUAAUGGAACUUUUAGAUGAUGGAUAUCUGAAGAUAGGGUUUGAUGGCGGGGAUAUGGAGGAAGAUACUGUCCCUCUACAUUGUUCUUCACCGCUGCUUUUUCCUGCAGGAUACGCUGAACGGUUUGGAAUUAAACUGAAACAUGCGAACAUUGAUAAAUUCGAGUGGAAAACUUAUCUUAAGAACCAGAAAGCUACUGCCGCUCCUGAGGGACUUUUUGAAAAUAUAGAAAAGUUAGAGGAGAUCAACCAUUUUCAGGUAGGUGCGAAGUUAGAAGCCGUGGAUUUGUGUGAGCCGUUCCUCAUCUGUGUUGCAACUGUUGUUGCACGCAAAGGUCGUCUUCUUAAAAUAAAAUAUGACGGAUGGGAUGAUUCUUACGAUCAGUAUUUCGACUUCCGGUCUAAUAAUAUUUAUCCGCUGGGAUGGUGCGAAAUGUACGGGCAUAAAUUGGCAGCUCCGAAGAUUGAAGUGAGGAAGAAGGCGAAGUCAAAACGAUGA
Molecule: messenger RNA, 1566 nt
Organism: Enterobius vermicularis (human pinworm)
Lineage: Eukaryota; Metazoa; Nematoda; Chromadorea; Rhabditida; Oxyuridae
Source: the annotation of a GenBank genome assembly